UUGGUUUUGCUUUUGCAUUAGUUUCAGUUGGUUUCCUUCCCCGACGAAGCCUAAUCAAGCACUCACGUUGAUUUCUGCUAUUGCAAUGUCUCGAGAAAGAAACAAAAGAAUAUUACCUCCUGCUCAAGAGCAUAUGGCUAAGCUGGAGAGACUGGUAAAAGAGGGAAAUUAUUAUCGAGCUCAACAAAUGUACAAAUCUAUCAGUACGAGAUAUGCAAAUGCGGAAAGGUUGUCGGAAGCUUUAGAUAUAUUAGAAUCAGGAGCGUGCCUUCAGUUGGAAGAGGGACAGGAAAUCUGCGGAGCGGAGCUGGGUUUAAUAUUCGCGGAGACGCUGGAGCAAGGGAAAGUUCUCUGUGAUGAUCAGAGUCUUGGGAGGGUGAAGAGAAUAUACAGCAAGUUUCCAAGAGGAACGCUGCCAAGUAACCUGGAGGAAGAGGAAGACAUGCAGCAGCUAACAGAAGCGCUCGGAGUGGCCAGGAUCAGAGUCGACGGCUGCUCCUCCUUCUUGAAAGCCGCCAUACGGUGGUCGGCCGUCUAUGGUCCCGACGGUCACGGCUCUCCCAUGCUUCACCUUCUGCUCGCUGAAUACGCUUAUUCUGAGUCUCCCGAGCCUGAUAUGGCUAAGGUGACUUAUCAUUUUGUCAGGGGAAAUGAUCCCAGCAAGCUGGCUUCUACUCUCGUCAAUUUUAUGGGCAAGUGUUAUCCUGGCGAAGAUGAUUUGGCCAUCGCUCGAGCCAUUUUGGGGUACUUAUCUUCAGGUAAUCUGAAAGAUGCCAAAAUACUUUUGGAAGAUAUAAAGAGAGAAGCGGAGGCUGCAGACCUUGAGUUCCCUCAGACAGACAUGAUGCAGUUUGUCAGUUUCCUUUUGCCAACGUUGGAGAGAAAUGUCUUUCCUCUUUUUACCAUGCUGAGAUCAAAAUAUAAGUUAUGUAUUAACAGGGAACCUGGAUUCAAUGAGAUGAUAGAUGCCAUUGCGGAGAAGUUCUAUGGAGUACAGCGAAGGAAUGCCAUGGGCAUGUUCGAAGAUAUAUUCAAGGUCCCCUCUCUGACACUCUUAAUUGAUUUCUUCAAUUUCAUUUUGGAAUAGAUAUACUGUAUGUUCAUUUUGGAUUAUCAUACACGUUUGAACUCUGACGAUCUUAACUGAUUUCUUGAUUGAAAUUAUGCAGACGAUGAGGCUGCCUAAUGAUGUUCGGUUUUGAGAUCUCGCAUUGAAUUACUUCUCCUAUAGUAAAUCAGUUCGAUAUAAUAUGUAUGUUAUGUGGGGUUAUUGAAGAUUCUGAUGCUUGUUUUGUUACGUUUUAUUUCCACUCUAACCCAUUUUGGAAUCACCAGCUUCAUUAACUUUUUACACAUCUUCAUUCUUCUUUUUCAUUUUAUGCAUUCCAAAACCCAUCCAAUCUAGUUACU
Prosopis cineraria is the source of this 1410-nucleotide messenger RNA. Its product is annotated as protein GET4-like. Gene Ontology annotation, cellular component: cytosol. The transcript has 10 exons. The coding region runs from base 86 to 1087 and encodes 333 amino acids. The record is from RefSeq and is a predicted model, not a curated record. Gene Ontology annotation, molecular function: protein binding. NCBI's taxonomy places the organism in Eukaryota, Viridiplantae, Streptophyta, Magnoliopsida, Fabales, Fabaceae. Gene Ontology annotation, biological process: protein insertion into ER membrane.